Peronospora farinosa is the source of this 675-nucleotide messenger RNA. Lineage: Eukaryota; Oomycota; Peronosporomycetes; Peronosporales; Peronosporaceae. The record is from the annotation of a GenBank genome assembly.
AUGUCGACGUCGCUACAAGAAGCUAUUAAGUUGCAGGAGCGUCUGUCCAAGCUCUCUGUCUGCGCAAUUGCAGAUGCCAUGGUAAAGCUGCAGAUUCAGUGCCAUCUCAUAGACGUAAAUCUAGUACGGGGUUACUCGUCCCCUUUAAACACGGAAAUAUGUGGUCCUGCCUUUACGGUGCAAGUGGUUCCAGUCAAUGGCCCCGCUAUAAAGAAGCUACCGUAUCAUUACGUGGACAAGAUUGAGAGAGGUCAGGUGAUUGUCAUUAGCGCCCCCAAUGGCAGCACUUCCAGUGUCUUUGGUGGACUGUUGGCCACGGCUUCAAAGGUUCGAGGUGCAGCGGCUGUCGUGACGGACGGUCGUGUGCGUGACGUGCAGGAACUUUGCUCCAUGGGGUUCCCCGCAUUCUCUCGAGGAACGUCAGUGCACGGUCAGCAAGGUACUACGACAGUGGUGGACGUAAAUUGUCCCGUGGUAGUCGGCAAUUGUGUCGUGCGUAACAAUGACGUUAUCCGAGGUGAUGUGAAUGGCGUUCUAGUCAUCCCUCUUGAACGUGCAGCUGAAGUGGCAGCGAAAGCAGAGACCAUUGAAGAACAGGACAAUAAAGUGGCGCAUGCAAUGAAGCAGGGCACAGGACUGCAACAAUCAUUCAAGCUCUUCCGCUCAAAGCUGUAG